This is a messenger RNA of Anisakis simplex (herring worm), 2739 nucleotides long. The record is from the annotation of a GenBank genome assembly. NCBI's taxonomy places the organism in Eukaryota, Metazoa, Nematoda, Chromadorea, Rhabditida, Anisakidae.
AUGCGUUCGGUGAAACAAGUGAAGAGAACGCAUCGUGUACGUUCGAUGAAAAAUGCAGCCGCAUGCAAACGUCAAGCAUAUCGUCGUCGAAUGCAAGCAAAACAAAAUUGGUUGCGUACUGCUGAGGAAGUGGCAGAGCGUCAAAGAGUAAGAGAGCAACGUCGACACGAAAAAGAGUUGGCCAAACAAAAGGCUUCAACGUCUGCACUACCAAAACCAAAGAAGAUCAAGAAAGAGAAGAAACCAGUAGUUGCUAGCGUUAUUUUGGAGCCAAAAAAGUACGAGAAACAACAAAAGCAACAACAACAACAGCAGCAGCAGCCACCAAAAGAAAAGCUUAAAACUGAGGAUGAAAAAGGUAAACAGCAACAACAGCAACAACCAUCUAAAGAAUCACAAAAGGACAGUAAACCGGUGACUCAAAAAGAGAAACCAAAAGAUGACAAAAAGAAAAAAGAGUCAACAAAAUUGGUGGAUGGCGGCGAAAGAGUGGAAUCAAAAGGCAAGAAACAAAAAGGGCCAUCGCCACCGAUAAUUUCAGCAGACUCUGGAACGAUCGCAAAAGAAACUGACAAAGAGAAGGGCAAAAAACGAGGUAAAGAGGAGCUACGUGAAGAGGAACGUCAGUCAAAGAAAGACGUACCAAAAGAGGAUGAGAUUAAAAAAAUCCAUAAUCGUCCCAGUGAAAACGCUAACGAUGCGAUACAGCAAUCGCAUGGUGCAUUUGCUGCAACUGGAGCGGAAACAUUCCAAAAAAUUAAGCAUGAUGAUUUACUGAAUGAAAUGGAUGUGGUAAAAGAGGAUGUCAAUAAGUCGUUGGUUGCACCAGCGAAGCACGACGACGAUGAAUUGAAGCAUGAUCGUGAUUCCGAAGUGAAAGCAGACAAAAAGCAUCAUCGCAAGCAUAAACAUGAUGAUUUACUGAAUGAAACGGAUGUGGUGAAAGAGGAUGUCGAUAAGCCGUUGGUAACACCAGCGAAGCACGACGACGAUGAAUUAGAGCAUGAUCGUGAUUCUGAAAUGAAAGCAGACAAAAAGCAUCAUCGCAAGCAUAAAGUUAGUGGUGGGCGUCAUUCAGAAUCUGAAAAACAUCAUGCGCCUGAGACGCACAAACAGCUGCAACAACCGUCAGAUGAGACAGUGAUCGAGCCAGUUCCUGGAACUGAUGCAGUUACACAUGAAGUGCAACCAGAUGUCGGUAAUGAAUUGCCGAAAAAACAUAAGAAGAAACGAAAUCGAAAGUCUGAAAGUGAGCAUCAUUUGCCAUCACCGGAUGAGGUUCAAUACGUCGAAGGUGAUUCGGUUGAGUUGAAUGACGCAGAACAAAUUGAAGGUGGUGAAUUUACAGAAGUGAUCAGUCGUCAUCAUAAGAAAAAGAGUCGCAGUUCAGAAUCAGAUGCAAUGCAUGACGAGAAGUCUAACACAACUGCGACUGAGGGAGAAGAACAACAACAAGAAGAGGAGAUUCCGAACUCAGUCAAGCCCAUAUUGCCAUCCAGUGACUUUUCGGGAGCAGUUGAAGAGCGUCUCGUUGGGGUUGUUGAACCUGCUGCGGAGCAACAACCAUCGUAUGACGUUGACGAACAAGAAACGUUUGUAAAAGCAACCGAGCAAAUCAAACGCGAUGAUAAGAGCGAAGAAAUGACUAUUAAUGAGUUGGAAUCUGAAUUACGAGAACAGCAUCCGAAUGAAGCGAUUGCUGCUGAAUUUCAACAUCCUCCUGUUCAAAGUGCUGUUGAACCGUCCAGUGAUCAGCAGUCAUCUGAAUUCAUCCCUAGAACUGACGAUCGUCAUCUCAUCGAGGAAACAUCAAAAAUUGGUGAAAAUUCACCAGAAGUUUUUGACUCAAUGCUGAGUGAAAAUAUAAAAUUAGUACGAACUUCGCAUGAAGAGCAACCAGUUGCGGCGGAUGAAGGUCAUGUGAAACAAGAUGAAGAAGCAUUACCAGUGGAAGAAGAAAAAAUUAAAGAACAAGUUAUCGAUGAGCUCAGAAAGAAUGAACCUGAUGAGUCAACGACGUUCACCAAACAAACAGAAGGCGAAAAAAACAAGCAAAUUUUGCCCGAAAGUUUAGGAGGAACGCUGGAUUUCGAUUCAUCGAACGCUGAAUCAUCAGAUUUGAUAGGGGUGGGUUCUCUGAGUGAAGAGGCACCGAAACCAGAUGAGACUGAAACAAACAUCUUCAAGGAACCACCACAAGCAGCAACCGAUGAGCAACCACCAUUUCAAGUGGAGCAACAUCGAAUGAAGCGUGAAGAAAAAGCGUCAUUAAAGGGACAAAAGGAAGACAGGGAGGAUGAAAGGGGUCAGUCAACAACUCUAAUGGAAGAAAACAGUGAGGAGGUGCCGAGUGUACAAGAAAAAACAUCAGCACGAACAGAAGGACACCCAGAAUUGCUAUCAUCGAACGUUGAGCCAUCAGAUUCGGCAUGGAUGGAUUUUCUAAGUGAUGAAACACCGAUGCCAACUGAACCUCAGUCAGAAGCAGAGGCACUUGAGGAUCAGUCGCAAACAAUUAACGAGCGACUACCACUUGAAACAGAUGAAAGUCUAGUGAAACAUGAAGAGGAUGCAUUAUCGAAAGAACCGGGAAAGGUGGAAAACGAACCUAAAUCUGACGAAUUAGCUGCAGUUGAAGAGGAAACUAGUGAUAAAAAGUUUCCAAGUGAACAAGAAGCUUUGGAAAGAAUUGAAGAAAUGCCAGCACAAGGAGAAUUGCAAACAUCGAAGAUUGAUUCA